AUGUAGUGUAUGAAGAUGGAAUUUACAAUUAAACACACAUGGGAUGGUUUACCUGUGAGCCAUGAGCCGGCAACCAUUUGGCUGAAGUCAAACAAUGUGGGACUGCUAAUGGAAGUUAGCGCUCCCUUCUUUAAUGACCCUCCAGCACCACUUGGAGAGCCGGGGAAACCUUUCAGUAGACUGUGGGACUAUGAGGUUGUAGAAGCAUUUUUCCUGAAUGACAGAACUGAACAAUACUUAGAAGUUGAAGUUUGUCUCCAUGGGCAGCACUUGUUGCUGCUUUCUGGCAGAAGAGCAGUAUGGAAAGAAGAACUUUCUUUAGAGUUUGAGGUGACCAGAAUGAAAACCAAAUGGGAGGGUAAAGUUCAUCUUCUGAAUUAUUUUCCACCGUGCAUUAAUAAUUUCAAUGCAUUUGCAAUUCAUGGCUCAGGAGAAGAAAGAAAAUAUGAAGCGCUUUAUCCGGUACCUCAACGUGAACUACAGGAAGGACAGAAACCAGAUUUUCAUCGUCUAGAAUUUUUUGAAGAUUUGAACUUGAAAGGACUAAUGGGAGAAGAUUGGAAGCAGCCUGAAUCAGAUAUUUGGAAAUCUCUCAAUAAUUAAAUGGAUCAAGGCGUAAAUUUUUAUAGCAUUAAGGUUGUAUGAAGCUGUAUGGAAGCAACUUCAUUCUGAGCAGAGUCUGUAAAUAUCAGAUUCCUAAGGCAUUUCCUGACAUCAAAAUCAUUGAUCAGUCUUAAAACCAACUGCAAAGUAUCUGAAUGUACAUACUAUGCAACAGCUGUGCUUCGGUUCAUCUAGGUGUGGAGUUUUUCGUAUGUGGUGAAUCUGCUCCUACCAAUGAAGGGGAGAAGUGCUAAAAAGAAGUGCUGAAAUUACAGCUGUGGUUUUGUGAGAGAUCUAGCCUGAGAAGGCCAAUAUCUGGCUUGGAAUCCUUCAGUUUCUUCUAGUUAGUCCAUUUCUGCUGUAUUUUCUUGUUUGUCAUUCUGUUGAAUGAGUCUUAUGUGCCUGAUUUUUUUUUUUUUUUUUUUUUUUUUUUUUAUUGCAAUCAGGAGAAAGAAUACCUCUUCUGGGAACAGAAAAGAAUGUUGCUAUCAUGGCAUUUGUGGCCCAGUACUUGCAUUGCAAAGUGCUGUGGAGGUAUUGCACUACUCUCUCUUACACCUUACUAUGCAAAUUUUUCCUUGCAUGGUAUUGAAGAGAAACUUAAUCUGUGUUAGUUUACUAUCAGACUUCUCUCCUUCAAAUUCAAUGUGGAAUUUCUAAUGAUAUUUACGUAUGGACAGUAGAUCUACAAAAGAUUUCAUGUAUUCCAGGAAAAGUGUCUGGGACAAAUAAUGUUUAGUAUAACCUUUUGAUGUACCUACAAAA
Molecule: messenger RNA, 1368 nt
Organism: Pezoporus occidentalis (night parrot)
Lineage: Eukaryota; Metazoa; Chordata; Aves; Psittaciformes; Psittacidae
Gene: CUNH4orf33
Product: chromosome unknown C4orf33 homolog
Source: RefSeq, a predicted model, not a curated record